Messenger RNA from Danaus plexippus (monarch butterfly), 1176 nucleotides. RefSeq names its product ADP-ribosylation factor 1 (gene Arf79F). Gene Ontology annotation, biological process: intracellular protein transport; vesicle-mediated transport. The transcript is spliced from 5 exons. Bases 181 to 729 code for a protein of 182 amino acids. NCBI's taxonomy places the organism in Eukaryota, Metazoa, Arthropoda, Insecta, Lepidoptera, Nymphalidae. Gene Ontology annotation, molecular function: GTPase activity; GTP binding. Gene Ontology annotation, cellular component: plasma membrane; cytoplasm. The record is from RefSeq and is a predicted model, not a curated record.
UUAAAGAAAAUCAUAUUUAUAGCUGGCCACUUUUUACCGAUACGUGGCAUAGGCACGAACAACUUCCACGUUCGCCGCCAUUUUGACAUCCAGCGAAUAGUAUAGACCUCAGUGGAUUAAGGCGUUUUUACUUUAAAUUACAUAUAUUCCUCGAAAAAAUACAGCUCAUAAACUUUCAAAAUGGGGAAUAUGUUUGCAAAUUUAUUUAAAGGCCUAUUUGGCAAAAAGGAAAUGAGAAUAUUGAUGGUUGGUCUUGAUGCAGCUGGUAAAACCACAAUCUUAUACAAACUUAAAUUAGGUGAAAUUGUUACGACGAUUCCCACUAUUGGAUUUAAUGUGGAGACUGUAGAAUAUAAAAACAUCAGUUUCACCGUGUGGGAUGUGGGCGGUCAGGACAAAAUUAGACCUUUAUGGAGGCAUUACUUCCAGAACACACAGGGUCUUAUCUUCGUAGUGGACAGUAAUGAUCGGGAGCGUAUUGGCGAGGCUCGCGAAGAGCUCAUGCGAAUGUUGAGCGAGGAUGAGCUGCGAGAUGCCGUGCUACUCAUCUUUGCAAACAAACAGGAUCUGCCGAACGCAAUGAAUGCUGCCGAGAUAACAGACAAGUUGAGUCUUCAUUCACUGCGCAACCGCAAUUGGUACAUCCAAGCCACUUGCGCCACUUCCGGGGACGGUCUCUACGAAGGUCUAGACUGGCUUUCCAACCAGUUAAAGAACGCUAACCGCUAGACUGUGCGAUACAUCUACAACAAAGACUAUGGUUUAAUAUGUUAAAUUUAUUUGCUAAUGUAAUAUGUGCGGAAUUUGAUUAUGUAUUACUCUGAUUUUGCAACUCGCUUACUGGAUCCAUAGCCCCCUCCACACACCCCGUGGUCUUCGAUUGUACAAAUGCCACAACAUGUGCAGUAUAGUCGUUGGAUUGUGUUUAUUGUAAUAAUUAACUUGUUCGAUAUCCUACGAUUUUGAACAAAUAGUGUAAAGUUAUUUAAAACAUUACAAAUUCAAUUAAUAUUUAUCUGUAAACGAAAGUAUAUAAACUGUCUUGUACAUUUGUUGGCGCAUUGUGAUGUGGAUAGGUACAUUGUAGCUGACUCGUGAUAAAGUGAAUCACAGCAUAUGUUUUAUAUGUAUACUAUAAUGUGGAAUAAGUUGUCGUAAUAAAGUAUUUAAAGUUUA